Molecule: messenger RNA, 1648 nt
Organism: Benincasa hispida (wax gourd)
Lineage: Eukaryota; Viridiplantae; Streptophyta; Magnoliopsida; Cucurbitales; Cucurbitaceae
Biological process (GO): tRNA modification
Molecular function (GO): RNA binding
Source: RefSeq, a predicted model, not a curated record
UGAAAAAUGUUUUCGGCCUGUUGGGCUUCGGACUUGAGCGUUGAGCCUGAGUUUGGACCUGCCAUGGGCCAGAGCCGCUCAGUGAUGAGACUGCCGGAUUACCGUCGGUUAUCGCGGCCGUAGGUUUUGUCAUCGGAAGAUCAUCCGCCAAAUCAAAACUACACACAGCUAAAUGGCAGAGAAAGAAGAACAGAUCAAUGGCUGCCACCUCAAACCUGUAGCAGAAGCCUCAAAACCGACAGAGAAUGUCCCCGAAACCGAAUGGAAAACGAUGACGCCAUGGGAGCAGCACUCUGCUGUCAUAAGCAUCCCUCGGUUCGAUUACAAUGCACCGUCUGCGCUUCUUCAACGUUGCCAGUCUGGAUUCCUCAUUACAUGCAGUAUCAAGAGGGAGAAGAGUGCCACAAAAGAAGCUAUCUCCAUCCUUGAAAAGUAUAUUCAGUACUUCAGUAGCUCUAUGCCAGAAACUUUGACGGUAUCUGAUGAAAAUAAAACUUCUAAAAGGAGGAAAGUUUGUACAGGGGACGUUGAUCCCAGAAGUGAUGAAGGAGUGGAAAGGAGUACUGAUGAACAUGCUGGAACUUCUUUGAUUUCUACGAAGAGUGAGGCAAAAGUAGAGAAAUGUUCUCCUAUUUCACUAGUGAAGUUGACGCGGAGUGGCUUGCUUUUGUUUACUUUUAUCAAGAAUAUCUCUCCUGAUACUGUUUAUAUUGUCAAAGACAUAAUUCAGUGUCUGGAAGCAGGGACUUUGAAGUCACCCGCUUGGUGCCAUCGCAUAUUCCCCAUCCAAGCUACUUGCUGCUUGAAUGAAAACGAUCUCCACGCGGUUGUGUCAAAGCUUGUUCUUCAUUUCAUGAAGGAUAAAGGAAACAUUCUUUCACAGCCUGUAAAGUUUGCAGUAGGGUACAACAGAAGAGGAAUUGAAGAGACUGAGAUGAAGAAGACUUCCAAAGAUAGUUCUGGUGCUAAUGUUAUGCUGGGGCGCGAUAAAUGCUUUAGCAUCGUGGCUGCUGCCGUGAAAGAUGUGGUCUCGAAUGCCAUUGUAGAUUUGAAAUCUCCAGAGCUCUGCAUCCUUGUUGAGUUGCUUCCUGUUUCUGGGUUGCCUCUUGAAUCAUUGGUGGUGGGGGUGUCGGUUCUUCCAAGCAAUCUUGUUACUACGAAGCCUCGACUUUGCAUCAAAGCUUUGACUUCUGAUACCAAGGCAAAGAGUUGAAGGCAUAAAUCAAAAUUUUCAAUGGACCAAAUAUUAGACUGUUAAUCUCACGAAUGGAUAAGGUUGGAAAGCUUCAAGAAUUAUGGAACAAAUGCUAGAGUGAAGAUUUUGAAGAAAGAGGACGAUUUCCCUCAAUCAACUCAAUGCAGUCAAUAUUAUUGACAGUUGCACAAUCUAUCGAACAGAUCUUGUUCAAGUAAGGUCGUCAGUAAACAUUAUUACUUUUAAUGGAGAUUUGUAAUUUAUCUUGUUUUGUAUAUAACUUCAACGGACCAUUUCGAGUUGCACAAUGCUAGUCCCUAGGAUAGAUGUUCGACACCUGACAAAAAUAUUACUCGAGUUUUGCACUUACUUAUUGGGGUAACAAAUACUUUGGCAUAAAUUUUAGGGGUUGUAUCAAUUUAGAUCAUAAACUUAUAUAAGUGAAUUGAUUUA